UGCUGUAACACAACUCCGCCUCCAUGAAGGAGGAGGAGGAGGAGGAGAGAGAAAGUGGAAAGGAGGACGGCCCUUCUUCUUCUCCCUUGCCUUCGCCCAGCGGGAAGCCAAGGAGGCUGCCAUGAAGCCUAGCCGGGAGCAAGAGACGGCGGCUGCUGCUGUUGCUAUCUCCGGAGGAGGAGGAGGAGGAGGAGGCCGAGGAGAAGAAGACCCUUGGCGAGAAUGUGUGGAAAUGGCGGUGCAGCUGGCUCUCCAGGCGGGACAGGUGAGCCACCUUCUUCGCCAGAUUAUUAGGAAAGCACUCACUGAGGAAAAGCAGGUGUCUACCAAAACCUCUCCAGCAGAUCUUGUGACAGAAACUGAUCACCUUGUGGAAAAUUUAAUUGUUUCUGCUCUGAAAGAAAAGUUUCCCUCUCACAGGUUUAUUGCAGAAGAAGCUACUGCUGCUGGUUCAAAAUGCAUCCUCAAUGACAGUCCUACCUGGAUCAUUGAUCCUGUUGAUGGCACCUGCAAUUUUGUUCAUAGGUUUCCAACUGUAGCUGUUAGUAUUGGAUUUGCUGUUAACCAAGAGCUUGAAUUUGGUGUAAUUUAUCACUGCACUGAAGAACGGUUAUACACUGGUAGAAGAGGUCAAGGGGCAUAUUGUAAUGACAAAAGGCUACAAGUGUCAAAAGUAACAGAUAUCUCAAAGGCCUUGAUUUUAACAGAGAUUGGCUCAAAACGUGACCCUGACACUUUGAAAAUAUUUCUCAGUAACAUGGAGCGAUUGCUCAGGGCCCAAGCUCAUGGGGUACGUGUAAUUGGAAGUGCGACCUUGGCACUCUGUCUUUUAGCAUCCGGUGCUGCAGAUGCAUAUUACCAGUUUGGCUUGCACUGCUGGGAUUUGGCAGCAGCUACUGUGAUUAUCAGAGAGGCGGGUGGUGUUGUGAUGGAUACCUCAGGUGGACCUCUAGACCUAAUGUCAUGCCGAGUCAUUGCAGCAGGUACCCAGGAAAUGGCUACAUUUAUAGCUCAGGAAAUACAGACAAUUCACUAUAGAAGAGAUGAUGAGAACUGACAAGACUUGAAUAUUUCAAUAAUCAACAGAAAAACUUGCCAUUUUGGAGCUAUUUUCACUUUCUUCAGGAUGGAUUGCUUAUAGGAUAAAUGGUUUAGUAAUGUGUUUUCCCGUACAGUCUAUAUAGAAAAUGUAUUAGGAAAAGGUUUUACUUACAUUAUAGGAAGGUGAAGGGAAACGUUUAAUUUUUGUAAGCUACUUGGGCCCCUUUUAAUGAGAAUUGAUAUCAACUAUACUUUUUAAAUGUUAUAGGUAUCCCAGAUUGAAUUUGUUGGUUGCCUCUUUGAGAAUGAAACAGAGGGAGUAUUUUUGUUACAAACUAGAAACAAUCCUUUAUUUUUGCAGAACUCAGGUAAACUAGUUUUUUGUUCCACAGCAAGGGACAAUAGUUUUAAAUUGUGUGCCUAAAAUACCCUCAUCUAACUGUACUUGAGAAAAAAAUAUUAUUCUUUUUUAAAGUUAGAAGUACAUUUAUUGAACAGAUCUUAGAUAUUUACAUUUAUUUAUGUGUUACACACAACAGUAAUAAUGGUACAUAUCCUUGAAUUGUGUAUUAUCCUGUGUAAAUAAUUAUGUAAAUACUUUUAGUGAUAAUCAGAAGUUUAAAAGGUGUUUGGCUUUUUCCAAGCAUUCAGAAUUCUUCAGCUUGAUAAAGAACAGAGCAGAACAAAAUCAUCACAAUUUUUUACAAUAUGAUCUGAACGUUUCAAGAGGAAGAGAGGGACAGAAUGUACAUCAGGAAAGCCUUUUUCUGUAAUCAUAAACAAGUGAGGGAAAACACAAGUAGAUGUGAAAGAAUUUGCGUAGGCUGAGCAUAUUUUCAGUGGCACUUAGUUCUAUAAUUCUAUCUGAGUCAGUGGCGCAUUACAGAGCGCCGCCCAAGAAGGGCGCUCAGCCGCCAGCGCCGGUUGCUAGUCCGGGAACCGCAGCGGCCAAACCAUGUGGUUCCUGGGCGCAACAAGAAGCGCCAAAAUGGCGCUUCUUUCUGGGCCCUGGAAGUGGCGCCGCAAGGCGCUAGUCGUGCACUCGUGGCAUCACU
Sceloporus undulatus (fence lizard) is the source of this 2096-nucleotide messenger RNA. It is a transcript of the gene IMPA2, whose product is annotated as inositol monophosphatase 2. Gene Ontology annotation, biological process: phosphatidylinositol phosphate biosynthetic process; inositol metabolic process; signal transduction. Gene Ontology annotation, molecular function: inositol monophosphate 1-phosphatase activity. The record is from RefSeq and is a predicted model, not a curated record. The transcript is spliced from 8 exons. NCBI's taxonomy places the organism in Eukaryota, Metazoa, Chordata, Lepidosauria, Squamata, Phrynosomatidae. Bases 122 to 1057 code for a protein of 311 amino acids.